Saxophila tyrrhenica is the source of this 753-nucleotide messenger RNA. RefSeq lists its product as uncharacterized. The record is from RefSeq and is a predicted model, not a curated record. Gene Ontology annotation, biological process: carbohydrate metabolic process. The transcript is spliced from 3 exons. NCBI's taxonomy places the organism in Eukaryota, Fungi, Ascomycota, Dothideomycetes, Mycosphaerellales, Extremaceae. The coding region runs from base 1 to 753 and encodes 250 amino acids. Gene Ontology annotation, molecular function: hydrolase activity, hydrolyzing O-glycosyl compounds.
AUGUAUUCCUCCACCAUCCUUCCGGCCCUCUGCGUGGGCCUCGCGGCUGCUGCUCCUGCGAUGGAACAGCGACAGGCUGGCUACGCCGCGACUACGACUUGGGAGUUCACGGGCAACACUUUGCCUACCGGUCUGACUGCCUCCACCUGGCAAGUGGACGCGGACAAACCAGGGCUGCUGAACCACAGGUUCGACGCGGAGAAUGUCGUCGUGCAGGAUGGAGCGAUGUUGUUGACUGUCCCUGGUGGACAGCAAGGACAACAGACCAUCUCGUCUGCUGAAGUCGCUACGUUCUCAGUGUUGUACGGGAGCGUUCGUGUUGAGGCACAGUUGACGGAAGUGGCUGGUGUGGUCAAUGGAUUCUUCUUCUACGAGAGCGACAGCCAGGAGCAGGACAUCGAGUUCGUCACCGACCCAGAGUCGUUCUCCAACAAGGAUUCCCCAAGCGGUGGCCGAGAGCUGCAAUACACCAACCAAGCCACCCAAGGCCAAGAAGACACCAUGAAGUACGGCUCCGCUCCAUCCGACAUCACCUCCGCCAUCCACGAAUACGGCAUCGACUGGUCCCCCGGCUCGACCAAAUACUACCUCGACGGCGAACUGCAGUACGAAUUCACGACCAACGUCCCAACCGAGCCGUCUGCGUUCCUCAUCAACAACUGGGUCAACGGAGACCCUUACUGGACGCUUGGGCCCCCUAAGACGGAUGCCGUGAUGAAGGUGACGAAGAUUACGCUCGCGUACAACCCGUGA